AUGGAUGCCGCACUGCUGGAGGAGCCGCCGAUCCUCUGUGAAGUGUUUGCGGACUGCAUUCGCCUAUCGCAUCGGCGGAAAGGCGCUGCUGACGACGAGGUGUACAUACACCGCCUGGAUACUACCGACGACAGCUGUGGCAACGGCAGGCCGCCCUUGCAGCUCUCUUCUGCGCAGCCUGACGCGAGAUCCGAGGCGCCUCGGCGAUGUUUGGCCUCUUUUGCGUGUUGGGGUACCUUUGGAGUGGCGUUAGAGCCUUCGGGAGGGUAUCUGCUGCUGGUAGAGACAGCAGAGAGAGUCGGACAGAUAGGGGAAGGGCAGAUCUUUGGAAUUCGCUCCUUUAGGGCCCUUGAUCUACGCAAGCCAACGGAGCAGCAGCAGCAGCAGCUGGAAAAAGCCUUUUGCACAAGACAGCUGAAGAGGCCUCUGCGUCUUCGGCCUGGAGACGUCUUAGCCGCUGAGGUUCUUGUCACGGAUUUCGCUGGAUCUUGGCUGUCGAGCAGCUGGAGCAAGGAAUGCACGAGCAGCGCCAGCGUCGGCUGCGAAGAAAGCAGCCCCUAUCUGCCCUGGAUCUUCGAGGCGCUUGCGAUGGGAGGCUUCUUUUUCUCUCCCACGUUUGAUCUUUCCGUUUCUCUGCAUCAUGUGUUGAAACAGAAGCUGGCGGAUCUUGGUCCUGCUGCCGCAGAGCCAAGAAAGGGGACUGCAGACACCGUGGGCGGAAAUCGUUUUCUAUGGAAUCGCACGCUGCUUCAGCCCCUGCAGCAACAUGCGGUAACACUUGGAGUGCGCGCUAUUCAGGGGUAUGUCGGUUUCGCAUGCCUCUGCAGCCGAAGCACCUCGCUGAUUCACCUCGUACUAAUAUCCAGAAAAGACGCCACACGUGAUGCCUCGAACUUCGUAGAGACGGAGCAGCUGCUGCUGCAUUACUCUCAUGACUGCUUGCCGUCCUGUUGCGCCUUUCCGCAACAGCGUGGCUGCGAUACUGGCAGCUGCGGCAGUGCAGACAAACGCACAUGGCGCUUAGAAGUACAGAGCUUUCUUCAGCUGCGGGGUUCUGUUCCGCUUUUGUGGCAGCAGCCGCCUACUCUCAGCUGGUGCCCUCCUCCACACCUCGACGGCGCGCUGAGCGACAUCCUUCUCCCUGUUUUUGCUGCUGCAGGUGUCUCUGCCCCUGCACAUGCUUCCGAAGGAAUUGCAGGAGCUGUUUGCGCGUGUUAUGGUGGCAGGUGCUACGGCGAUAUAGAGGCUGUAAACCUAGUGGACAAGAAAGGCUGGCAGCGCUCACUCGGCGAGAAGAUGGAGGCAGUCAUUCUCCCUUUGCAAGACGUACACUACACCUGGUUCGACUUCCACGCGGAGUGCCGCAACAUGCAGUGGGAAAACGUGGGCAAGCUGUUGCAUCAGCUGCAGCCGCGACUUAGCUUGCACGGCUGUCUGCGCGUGUUGCUGGUGCCUGAUGAUGCAGCUGCACCUGCAGCAGAAGGGGUGCUCGUUCCAGGAUGGAGGGUAACUCAGGCAAGUGGAGUGUACAGACGCCAGAAGGGCGUCAUCCGCACCAACUGUGUGGACUGUCUGGACAGGUCCAACGUUGUGCAGAGCAUCUUUGCGAGGGCAGUCCUUCACAAGCAGCUCUCCAUCGUUACCCCAACGCCUUCGCUCGCUGCUGCGCCUGAUAAGGCUGCAGCAAAAGCAGCUGCCACGGAAACGGAGGACGCCUUUGCUCCUCUCACGGUGUCGGCAUCUGCGGAGAACUCUUUCAGGACGCUGUGGACUGCCAACGCCGAUGCGCUGUCUAUACUGUACUCCGGUAUGAGAUCAUCGCCAGCAGCAACAACAACACUAACAGCGACAACUGAAACAACACAAGCAGCAGCAGCAGCAGCAGUUGUCAUAAAGGCUGUCUGCUGCCGCGCGUUUGUGGUGGCUGCAGGAACCCCCGCUUUGAAAACAGAUUUCACAAGAACCGGCAAGCGCUGCCUGUGGGGGGCCCUCAUGGAUGCGAAAAACUCGUGCUGCAGGUAUUUUCUGAACAACUUCUCGGAUGGCUUCAAGGAGGAUUGCUUGCUCUUCUGCUCGUCUCCGUUUAUUCGCUUGCCAUUGAGGCCCCCCAGGGCCCCGGGAGGCCUUCGCCGCCAGAGUAAUUGCAAAGAAGGCCCUAGCCUCGGGAACUCUUCCUGGAGCUUUGGCGCCUCGCGUGAAGUGUUUUUCGUCCCGUUUCUUCGCUCCGUUCUGGAAUUCAGCGAGAACAAGGGAAAGGCUAUUCUCUACAGGGAGCGGCCUAGAGACGCUUUAUCGCAUUUUCUGAUGCUAGAGGGCGGGGCAGGCAAAGGAAGGCCAGCAGCCUGUUGGAGGCCUCUCACAUGCUAUGCUGCCUUCUCGAAUACGCAGACUCGUGCCUGA
Messenger RNA from Cyclospora cayetanensis, 2400 nucleotides. RefSeq lists its product as uncharacterized. NCBI's taxonomy places the organism in Eukaryota, Apicomplexa, Conoidasida, Eucoccidiorida, Eimeriidae. Bases 1 to 2400 code for a protein of 799 amino acids. Gene Ontology annotation, biological process: phosphatidylinositol dephosphorylation. The record is from RefSeq and is a predicted model, not a curated record. Gene Ontology annotation, cellular component: endoplasmic reticulum. The transcript is spliced from 10 exons. Gene Ontology annotation, molecular function: phosphatidylinositol-4-phosphate phosphatase activity.